Trichoderma citrinoviride is the source of this 1206-nucleotide messenger RNA. RefSeq lists its product as hypothetical. The transcript is spliced from 2 exons. The record is from RefSeq and is a predicted model, not a curated record. NCBI's taxonomy places the organism in Eukaryota, Fungi, Ascomycota, Sordariomycetes, Hypocreales, Hypocreaceae. Gene Ontology annotation, biological process: regulation of transcription by RNA polymerase II. Bases 1 to 1206 code for a protein of 401 amino acids. Gene Ontology annotation, molecular function: DNA-binding transcription activator activity, RNA polymerase II-specific; zinc ion binding.
AUGACUGGUGGCUCGCGGACAUUCCACCACAAGACUAGGAACGGCUGUGGCCGCUGCAAGAAGCGGCGAGUCAGGUGUAAUCUACAAGCCCCGAGCUGCUACAACUGCACAAGACGAGGCGAGCUCUGCGACUAUCGAUUCCUCGGCAGAGAUGCCACCACCAGCCCCCUGAUUGUCUCGCCAAGUCAUGCGGCGUAUAUGGAGAGACGCAGCUACACGAGUGGUUCCUCGUCUCCAGAGACGCCGCUAGUAGGACUGAGAUUGUCGGUUAUGGCUCCGGUUUCCCACCCUCAGGCUGAUGUUGAUGCUACGCCUGUAACAGCGGUGUCUUGCCAUGUGGUUGAUAGCAUGGCGUUGUGUAUGCUACGAGACGAAGAGAGUCACUUGAUUCCUGAUGAACUUGCCGGUCAGACGGAUGCUAGCGAGUAUCUCGAACACAACAUGGCCAUGAUAUCAACCCUCCACAGCAACUCCACCACUUCUCUCUUCAGCAACGACUCCGACAGAACAAUAUCCGAUCUAUCAGCAUACCAGCAUCAAAUCGCAGCAUCAAGCAAAUUCCGCUCCUCCGUCAGCGCAAUCAGCGACCGCAACUGGUUCACCGUCCUCGUCUUUGCCAUAUCCGUCCUCAUCUUCCACUUCGACAUCCACAGACGUACAAAACGCGGCAGCAGCCUUGCAGACGAUGAACUCUUGGAACCCAUCUUGGCUCUUCGGGGCGCUGCGCUGCUGGGCAUCGAGUUGGGUCCGUGGCUCAUGAAGAGCAGGUUGCUUACCGUUAUACGAAGCCGUGUGGCGGCGGAGAACCCCCCGUGGGAUCAUCUUGCUGAACAGGCUGUCACGAAUCUCCAGCUGAUGAAUGAUGCUUCGCCGGCGAUGCGGAGUAACAGGGCGGUGUACAGGGAUGCGCUGGAGAAGAUGCAGUUCUGGUUGCGGCUUACGUCGUGUCGACCGCGUACUUGGCUGCAUUUUGUGUGGUGGCCUGGAGCCCUCGGCCAGGAGUAUCUGCAUCUCUUGGAGACGAGGGAUUCGAUGGCGCUUGUGAUUCUCGUGCACUGGUGUGCCGUGAUGAAGACCUCGCCGAGAAAGUGGUGGUUCAUGGAGGGCUGGGCGGAGAAUGUCGCCCGGCCGGUGAUUGUGCGGAUCGGGCCCGGGUGGGAUGGUGCCAUGGAGUGGGCGCUGUCGAGAAUAAGGGGGAGUGUAUGA